AUGGAUAAUGGUGUUGUUAUACCCCAAGGCGGACGCGUGGUGUUUCUCUUGAAAGCCAGCUCAUCUGUCUGUGCUAACGAGAUAUCUUCAAGUGCCGCAAAGUACCCAUCGCCUCACUACUGUGAAAACUUUGUUGAAUUGGCCGGGCCGAUUUACAGGCUAAUCAAUUCUUUACGUAGUUACUUGUACGAUUCUCAGAAAGGGAAAACCGUUUUACAACUUGGUAUCGAGAUACUGUCGGACGGACCCGAAGGUAGUCGGGAGUGUUCGGAAACCGAGGCAUUCCAGUGUGACGAACAGCUCCAGGCGUGCAUUGACAAGUCGCUCGUGUGUGACGGAGUCAGUCAGUGUCGUAACGGAUAUGACGAGAGUGUCGCCAUCUGUGGUUGCCUUCCGACAGAAUUUCAGUGCAACAAUUCUCACUGUAUUAGCCUCAUUAAAAGAUGCGACCACAACUGGGACUGUAAAGAUGGCAACGAUGAGUUAGACUGCGAAACGUUUGAGUGCCCGAGCACGCACGUCAAAUGCGACAACCACUUUUGUAUACCACGUGACAAGGAGUGCAACUUUAUCGACGACUGUGGGGACAAUUCCGAUGAAAGCACGUGCAAGCGACGCGACUGCCACUCUACCGAAUUCCGCUGCAACAACUCCCAGUGUAUCCCUACGACGUACCUGUGUGACGGACAGCGUGACUGUACGGACGGAACAGACGAAGAAGCCCAGACGUGUAACAUCCACUUCAAAUGUCCCAGCGGUCUGUACAUCCACCGGAAAGUCGUGUGUGACGGCUGGGUGGACUGUAGACACACCCACCUCGACGAGACCGAUUGUGGUCUGUGUACUGACAGUCAGUUUGCGUGUCAUAACAAUCAGUGUAUCGAAUUCGCCAAUGUGUGCGACAACGUCUGCGACUGCGUCACGUGCGAAGAUGAGAUCAACUGCGGUCCGGUUACGAAGUGCGAGCCGGGGAAACACUACCACUGCCGAGAACACGACCGCUGUAUCAAGAGUCAGUACCUGUGUGACAACACCAACAACUGUCUCAACACCAAGAGCGGGGCCGACGAGUACUUCUGUUGGAAUAUUUCCAACGGGUGUCGAGACUUCCGGAAUAACGGCAGAACGUCGGAGGAAUACAUCGUUUGUCCCGAGGGACGCUGUCUGCCGGCGUCGUUACGGUGUGACCACAUCAACGACUGUCUUAACGGCGAGGACGAACUAAACUGUGAUUUCCCCCCGUGUGAGGCCGGCGAGUACAGAUGUGAUAACCACCAGUGUAUUCCGCACGUACAGAGGUGUGACGGUAACAUGGACUGCCACGACAGAUCCGACGAGGUUAGCUGUGAACAUCACCAGUGUCGUGAAGGUCAUCGGAAGUGCGCUGGAGGUCAGUGCAUACCUGACGCCUUCUGGUGCGACCACUGGAAAGAUUGUCCAGAUAACUCGGACGAAUCCAACUGCGACUACCCACCAUGCAAUGCUGAUGAAUUCACGUGCAACAGUGGCCAGUGCAUACCCAACACUUACGUCUGCUACCAUGGGGCGAAGGACUCCCGGCUGGGUUGUGCUGACAGGUCUCAUCUCAUUAAUUGCUCCCUGUGGGUGUGUCGCUCCGAUCAGUUUAAAUGUCGCAGCAGCUACUGUAUUGACGCUGAGCAAGUCUGUGACUCUCACCUAGACUGUACCAUGACCUUCUGGGACGAGCGGCCGUGUCCGUACACGUGCCCCUACAAGUUCGAGGUGUGUAUGUGUGAGAACGAGGAAAUGAACUGUGAGGGGCGGGGCCUCACCAGCCUGCCCGCGGUGCUACAUCACGCCAUCCGGGACGGACAAACCAAGUUUCGUCUUGGCAGCAACCUGUUCAAUGAUACCCUCACGGAGGACACAUUCCACGGCCUGGACCGACUCUCAUACCUGGACCUGAGUAACAACUCGAUUUCCAUCAUCCCUGAAGGCUGUUUCAAAUCGCUAUGGAGGCUGUCCACUCUGAACCUACAAAACAACCAGCUGAGAAUGUUAAGGAAUGCAACCUUUAUAGGACUGGUCAACUUAAAACAUGUUUAUCUCCAAGGUAACCAGAUUGAAUCAAUUCACCCUGAUGCAUUUCUUGGUCUUUCUCAUUUGCGAUCACUAGACUUGAGUUACCAGACUCUCACGGUUCUUCCUCAGAACGCAUUUCUGGGUCUACGCAAUCUUUACGCCUUGAAUCUCUCGCACAACGACAUCAGCUUCAUCGCAGACGGAACAUUCAACGGUCUCGACAACCUUCUCACGCUGGAUAUCUCUGGUAAUAAGAUCGAGCUGAUUGAACAAAAUGUCUUCCACGGAAUACCUCGGCUUGAAACCCUGUAUUCUGACGAGUACCGGUUCUGCUGUCUGGCCAAGGGGGUGAGCCAGUGCUAUCCAGAGCCCGACGAGUUCUCUUCUUGCGAGGAUCUCAUGUCCAACUACGUGCUCAGAAUCAGCAUCUGGGUUCUAGGCAUGGUGGCCUCGUUCGGAAACUUGCUCGUAAUUGGCUGGAGAGCGCGUGACAUCAGAGGGGGAAAGGUGCACUCAUUCCUCAUCACAAAUCUCGCCAUCGGCGACUUCUUCAUGGGCGUGUACCUGAUGAUCAUCGCCGUCGUCGACUCCUACUACCGCGGCGUCUACAUCGUGCACGACAAGUUCUGGAAGGAGAGCAACCUGUGUCGCUUCGCCGGCUUCAUCUCCACCUUCUCCAGCGAGCUGUCCGUCUUCACGCUCACCGUCAUAACCCUUGACCGGCUCAUCUGCAUAAUAUUCCCGCUCAAAUUCAAACGUCUGGGCCUUAAAGAAGCGUCCAUCGUCAUGGCCUCGAUGUGGGUGCUGGUGUUCAUCAUAUCUCUCCUGCCAUUGGUCGGUUUGAACUAUUUUGAGCACUUCUAUGGCCGCUCGGGCGUGUGUCUCGCUCUGCACGUGACACCGGCCAAACCGCCCGGAUGGGAGUACUCGGUGGCUGUGUUUCUAGCGAUCAAUUUCGUGUCUUUCAUGGCGAUAUUUCUGUCGUAUCUGUGGAUGUUUUUCGUGGCCAAGAAAACGAGGAAUGCAGUGCGGACCCCCGAGUCGAAGACGGACCGGGCGAUGGCGCGAAGGAUGACUCUCAUCGUCAUGACUGACUUCUUCUGCUGGGUUCCAAUCAUAUUGCUGGGAUUUAUCUCGCUAGGGGGCGUCCAUGUCACAACAGAGGUGUACGCGUGGAUAGCUGUGUUUAUACUGCCGCUGAAUUCGGCGGUCAACCCAGUACUGUACACCAUAUCGACGGCGCCAUUCCUCGGCAAUGUCCGGAAGCGAGCCAACAUAUUUCGGAAAUCGUUCGUCACCUCGUUUACCACUGAUGUCAAGACAAGUUAUGUCGAUGACAGAUCUUCCGUCUGGGAAAGAAAUACUAGUAAUUCAAAAUCAGCCUAUCGUCACAUGGACUUAAUACGCAUGCGCAGUUUGAACAACAGGUCGCCAGUGCACUCGCAGACAGAUUCCGACUAUUAAUGAUGGCUUGAUCUGUUUUCUAAAAAACCCAUGAACGACUGAUUUAAGUUUUAUGAUUUGUCAUGCUUUGAUAUACAUGUAUGACACAAACUCUGUUAAAGGGACAGACCCUAGUUUCAACCUGUAAAAAUCAACACUAAGUUUAGUUAAUCUACAAACCUGGAACACAUUUGGAUAA
Molecule: messenger RNA, 3685 nt
Organism: Gigantopelta aegis
Lineage: Eukaryota; Metazoa; Mollusca; Gastropoda; Neomphalida; Peltospiridae
Product: G-protein coupled receptor GRL101-like
Exons: 26
Coding region: 1-3507 (1168 amino acids)
Biological process (GO): G protein-coupled receptor signaling pathway
Cellular component (GO): membrane
Molecular function (GO): G protein-coupled receptor activity; protein binding
Source: RefSeq, a predicted model, not a curated record